CUCAUAAGUCAUAACAAAACAUAACAGUUAUAUUAUUAUCGAAAAUCCAUGGCUUCUUUGUGGUCUACAAAUCUUGCAAUUUUGUUGCUAUUUGUAUAUCUUGUAUCAAAUUCUUUUGUUUCGGCUAAUUUCUACAAUGAUUUUGAUAUAACAUGGGGUGAUGGACGUGGGAAGAUACUGGAUAACGGGAACCUCUUGACUCUGUCACUUGACAAGUCCUCGGGUUCCGGGUUUGAAUCAAGAAACGAGUAUUUGUUUGGGAAAAUCGAUAUGCAACUUAAGUUGGUGCCUGGAAACUCUGCUGGCACUGUUACUGCGUAUUACUUGAGUUCAACGGGAACAAAGUGGGACGAAAUCGACUUUGAGUUCUUGGGUAACUUGAGUGGAGACCCUUAUAUUCUACAUACAAACGUGUUUACACAAGGCAAAGGCAAUCGAGAACAACAAUUUUACCUUUGGUUCGACCCAACCGCUGAUUUCCACACGUAUUCCAUCCUUUGGAACCCCCAACUCAUCCUAUUUUUGGUCGAUGAAAUCCCUAUUCGAGAAUUCAAGAACGCAGAGUCAAAAGGAGUACCAUUUCCAAAUAAUCAACCAAUGAGGAUACACUCGAGCUUAUGGAACGCUGAUGAUUGGGCAACACGGGGUGGGUUAGUAAAGACAGAUUGGAGCCAAGCUCCAUUCACAGCUUCCUAUAGGAACUUCAAUGCUCAGGCUUGUGUUGCAAAGCCAGGGUCACCGUCAUCAUGUGGUGGUGGUGGCUCAACCGCCUCGUGGUGGUCGGAGGUGGUGGAUAGUAGCAAACAAGAGAGGUUGAAAUGGGUGCAAAAGAAUUAUAUGGUUUAUAACUAUUGCUCGGAUUCUAAGAGGUUUCCUCAAGGAUAUCCACCCGAAUGCAACAUGGGUUAAGUACAUGGGUCGGUGUCAACCAUGAUGGUUUGAGUGGGGUGGGUCUGGACUCGGGUCUCAAGUAUUUUGUUUUUUCAUUUUUUGAUGUUUAUUUGUUUGUAUCUAGAUUUUUGUUGCAAGAG
This is a messenger RNA of Lactuca virosa, 1031 nucleotides long. NCBI's taxonomy places the organism in Eukaryota, Viridiplantae, Streptophyta, Magnoliopsida, Asterales, Asteraceae. The record is from the annotation of a GenBank genome assembly.